GGGAUUGCAAACAACGAAAACCAAAACAAAAAGGCAUAAGUGGAGCUAGCGAGAGGACAAUGCAUACACUUAGGCACGCCCAGCAGGCUUUGAUAGUGCUGGUCGGCUUGGGCCUGGCCGGGAUGCAGGCAAACGUGCCCAGCUACUCGGAGUACGAUGCGCCCACGCGCUAUGACAAUAGGCGCGGAGGUGGCGGACGCUACAACAACAGGCAACAGGCAGCGGCGGCACAGACGCUCUAUCCACGCUCGGGCGGCAUCAACUUUGACCUUGCCGAGACGCCAACCCAGCAACAGCAGCCUCGUAGGCGGGAAUACAUGUUGCGCGUUCACGAGGGCGUCUCGAGUCGCGACCAGCACAAAUGUCGCAUAUGGGUGCCCGCUGAGGCCGUUUCCAAGUAUCCGCUGGCCAGUCUCAUUCAAACGGAUGUGGCCAACAAGCUCAGCUCGAUUGAGGUCUGCUGCACCGGCUACACGCCCACCCGGCUGAUGGGCGUGACCGUCUGUCGGCCCAUCUGCAGCUGCCAGAACGGUGGCUGCCGCAUCCCGGGCGAAUGCGAUUGCUACGAGGGCUUCGUGCGCAACGACAAUGGUGACUGUGUGUUCGCCUGCCCCAUCGGCUGCCAGAACGGCAGAUGCUAUCUGGACGGCAGUUGCCAGUGCGACAUGGGCUAUAUGCUGGACGAGACGCGACGCUUCUGCCGGCCCAUCUGCAGCAGUGGCUGCGGCAACAAUCCGCGCCACAAUUGCACCGAGCCGGAGAUCUGCAGCUGUGCCAAGGGCUAUCAGCUGACCAACGAGGGCUGCCAGCCCGUCUGCGACCCGGACUGCGGCAUCGGCGGCAUCUGUCGGGACAAUAACGAGUGCGACUGCGGACCGGGCUAUACGCUCAAAGACGGCGUCUGCCAGAGCGAUUGCUAUCAAAAAUGCUACAAUGGCGUAUGCGUGAGUCGCAAUCGUUGCAUCUGCGAUCCCGGCUUUAGCUAUCACGAACAGUCCACGAUGUGUGUGCCCGUCUAAAAUCUAGCUAGGCAAUUGGUUAUAAAUACUUUUUUAACACUUUAUUAAUAAUAAUAAAUGAUACUUUUUAAAUACAACAAAUACUCGUUCAACA
Messenger RNA from Drosophila hydei, 1113 nucleotides. RefSeq lists its product as uncharacterized. Lineage: Eukaryota; Metazoa; Arthropoda; Insecta; Diptera; Drosophilidae. The record is from RefSeq and is a predicted model, not a curated record. The transcript has 3 exons. The coding region runs from base 60 to 1019 and encodes 319 amino acids.